UUCAGAAUUUCUCGUGACAGAACAACCUUUUGGCCAGCUCUAUCCAGCAGUCACUGAGCGAUGGGGCUGCAGGACCUGGAAGGUGCACCCCAGCAACAUCAGUGCAGCUUUGCAGUUGGCGCUGCUCUGACAUGGAUUAAGUCAGGAUCCAGGACCGCUCCCAGGAGCUGGUGCAGAUCGUCAGGAGCGCCGACCGCCGCGCCAGGAGCCGGGGCGCCAAGGUGGGCAGCCUGGCGGACAGGGAGUCCAUCCUGCAGCGCCUGGACCACCUGGAGGAAGUGGUGUACAACCAGCUAAAUGGUCUGGCAAAGCCCAUGGGAUUAGUUGAAGGUCCAGGAGGCUUGGGCCAAGGGGGAAUGGCUGCUACCCUGAGAGAUGAUAGCCAUGAAUCGGAGACUAAAUAUGAAGAAUAUGGUUACAAUGCCCAACUCAGUGACAGGAUAUCACUGGACAGGUCCAUCCCUGACUACAGACCAAAAAAGUGCAAACAGAUGACUUAUCCCGAUGACCUGCCCCAGAUCUCUGUGGUCUUUAUAUUUGUCAACGAGGCUCUGUCCGUCAUCCUGCGCUCCGUGCACAGCGUCGUGAAUCACACCCCGUCGCACUUGCUCAAAGAGAUCAUUCUGGUGGAUGACAACAGUGACAAUGUUGAGCUAAAAUUUAAUUUGGACCAGUACGUCAAUAAGCGAUACCCAGGCCUGGUGAAAAUAGUGCGCAAUAACAAACGAGAAGGACUGAUUCGAGCCCGAAUCCAGGGCUGGAAAGCAGCAACCUCUCCUAUCGUUGGUUUCUUCGAUGCUCAUGUUGAGUUCAACAUUGGCUGGGUGGAACCUGCACUUACCCGGAUCAAAGAAGAUCGGAAGCGGAUCAUCUUACCAGCAAUUGACAAUAUCAAGUACAACACUUUUGAAGUGCAGCAAUACGCCAAUGCAGCCCACGGCUACAACUGGGGGCUCUGGUGCAUGUACAUAAUCCCACCGCAGGACUGGCUCGAUAAAGGGGAUGAGUCAGCUCCCAUCAGAACACCAGCCAUGAUUGGAUGCUCGUUUGUAGUGGACCGAGAAUACUUUGGUGAGAUCGGCUUGCUUGAUCCUGGUAUGGAGGUCUAUGGAGGAGAAAACAUUGAAUUAGGCAUGAGGGUGUGGCAGUGUGGAGGAAGCAUGGAGGUGCUGCCCUGUUCUCGUGUGGCACAUAUUGAACGCACAAAGAAACCCUACAACAACGACAUUGAUUACUAUGCAAAGCGCAACGCUCUGCGGGCUGCUGAGGUCUGGAUGGAUGACUUCAAGUCGCAUGUUUACAUGGCCUGGAACAUCCCAAUGGCAAACCCUGGAGUUGACUUUGGAGACGUUUCUGAAAGAAUAGCUCUACGACAGCGACUGCAGUGCCGGAGUUUUAAGUGGUACUUGGAAAACGUCUAUCCUGAAAUGAGGGUUUAUAAUAAUACAGUCACUUAUGGAGAGGUCCGUAACAGCAAAGCUAGCGGCUACUGUCUGGACCAGGGAGCUGAGGAGGAUGACAAAGCAAUCCUUUACCCAUGCCAUGGAAUGUCCUCUCAGCUGGUCCGCUACAGCUCCGAGGGCGUCCUGCAGUUGGGGCCCCUGGGCUCCACGGCCUUUCUGCCGGACUCGAAAUGCCUCGUGGACGACGGGAAGGGCAGGACACCCACUCUGAAGAAGUGUGAAGACGUCCUGAGGCCAGCACAGAGGUUCUGGGAUUUCACGCAGAAUGGUCCAAUCAUCAGCAGAGACACUGGCCGCUGUCUAGAAGUGGAAAUGUCAAAGGAUGCAAAUUUUGGGCUCAGAUUAGUCGUACAAAGGUGCUCGGGGCAAAAAUGGAUGAUUAGAAACUGGAUAAAACAUGGCCGACAUUGACUGCUGGGGCUGAGAAGCUGCCUCUCCUGCUGUUGUCCAUUGCUCAGUGUGCCAUACCUUGCAAGGCAUUUGUCCUAAAGCAAAUUAGUUUGAACAGGACUUGGCUCUCAACAGUCCUCCAUAGCUGGGCAUUUAAAGAGAGGGGGAAAAAAAAAAAAGCAGACACAUACAUGCCCUAUUUGACUCUUCGUUGCUCCUGAGGAUGACCUGGGAAGCUUAAAAAGAAUUUUCUGUUGAUUUGGAAAUCUUGGGAUGGUCAGAACACAACAGAGAAGUGGGUUCUUUAAGCUCUCCUAGAGGAAUUAAUAGACAGAUAGUUCCAUGAUAAGUUGAAAGAAGAGAUCCCAAUACUGCCUCAUAGAGAGAGUUCUCUGAUGGUUAGCUUUUUAGCUUUAAGUUAUUGACUGGUGCACAACUCCUAUGGUGAAUAAUCAUGUGCCUUUUUUAUUGUACUUCGUAUACAAGGGAACUGGAAAAAAUCCUACCUUUUCAGCAUGUCUGGUUCAUUGUACUAAAAAAGAAGACCUGUAAAUAACACUGGAAAAUACAAGAAAUUUCAAGGGCGGUUGUCUAGGAGUCUCUAUUUCUAGAAAGAGACUGUUCUGCAAAUGUUUACAGGUGGUUCUCAACCUUCAGGUUGCUAAAAAGCAGCAUUUUAGAGACCUCUUCUAGUUAGGAAACAGGUAAAUGCUGAUAGGUAAAAUCGCCACACGCUCCAUUAUAUUGCCACAUUUUACAUUUCUUGGCUGUAAGGGCAUCACAAUACAGCAGUUGCAUAUUUAACUCUUUUGAGGCGGUAGAUGUCCUAGUAGAUGACUUACAGAGGACUUGGUUGGCACACAAGCCCUGAGUACAUGGAUGAAGGGCCCCCCUCCUGCAGUGUUGUGCAUGCAGGUGCACUUUUGCAUUUACCAGCAACUGCCUAGGAACCAGUGGGGGAUGCUGAAUACUCAUCACUUCUGAAAAUAAGGCCACUUAUGUAGUUGCCAGCUGUGGGAUUUGGAAACUUAACUUGAAGCUUCCAUUUUGUUACCCAUCCUGUGAAAAUGUCAAAUGUGAGCAAAUAUGCUUUGUGAGCACUUUCUAAACAAACCAACAUCAUUUCAGUAUUUGGGAAAAAAAACCAAAAACAACCCAGUGAUAAGAAGACAAAUUAGACCAAGAGAGAACUAGACAGCAUAUAUACGCACUGUUAUUCUGAAAUCUAAAUGUUUUACUGUAGAUUAUCUGGCAAGAGCAUGUUUGUGAACCUGAAUUUAAUAAUGUAUCCAGUGCUUCAUGCAGUAUCUUGUAAGCAGGUAGUCAAAGCAAUGACAAGGCCUUAUCCAAAGGCUAUCGAAGUUGAUGACCACUGUCAAUGUCAGCAGGCUUUGGAAAUGGGUCUGUGGGUCUAUGGAUAUGGGUCUGUGUUUUCAUUACAGAAGAUUCGGUCUUACUGAAGGAGAGACAGAGACAGUACCUGUUAACUUCACUGCUCAAUAUUUUCAUAAGAAUUUAAAUCAAAGGUUUUGUUUUGUUUUACUGACCCAGAAAAAUAGGUAAUUGCAGACACUGCAAUAGUAGAACAAAUCUAGAUGAUCUGGUUUUUGAAGAGCUUUUGUCAUUCCUAUGUCAAGGCAUGCUGAACAAAGUAAAAUGGAAACAAAGUUAAUUUUAUCCAGGGCAUGGUAUCUAAUAAAAUAUUUACUUUUAACAUGCAAGCUCCAUCAGUUCUUGUCAACUCUUGGUUGUUAUCCAGAGAGCAUAUCACUAUAUUCUGCCCCAAUUUUAAUCUUGAAACAGAACGUGCAAAUGUAACAGCCAGUUCUCCUGGAGUUUUUUCAUGGCUAAUACCUGAUCUUUUUUAUGUCAAAUGGAUGAGGUUACACCUGAAUAUAUGUAAGAGAAUAAUUAUGAGUGAGAUUUCAAAUAUAAAAAUUGGUACUUAAAGCUCUGUGUUUCAGUUGGUUGUACAUGAUCUCUUCAGCAGCAUAGCCAGACCUGCAGGAAGAGGUAACAUCUUUAUUAAAUCAAGCAAUAUAGUAAAAAAAUCUUGGACAAGCUUUGUACUCAAGCCUUCCUGCAGGUCUCAAAGAGAGGUAAGAUGCUUCAGGCUAAAUAUAGAUUGGGAACAGUUGCCCUGCAUUUAACCUCAUUAUGUUAAUCUAUUAGACAAUUUAAAAGGAUAUUUACCAUCUCUGGAGCAGGUGUUGAGUGCUUUGUACAGGAUUUCUAUUUGUAAGUGACUUUCAUCUUCUCUCUGGAUACGGUUUAAAAGGGAGAGAUUACAUGAAAGCUGUGUUCUUUUGUUUACUCUGCUGGGGUUUUUCUCCUUGAAAUGUUUGGCUGAGGGAGGUGGGGAAGGCAAAAAAAGGGAAAGUUAGUAUUUACCUGGAGAGUUAUUGGGGAGUAAAGCCACAAAGCAUUCAUACUCUCUGUAGUCUUCCUAAUUAAUAAGUGAGAGCUAUUUUGUAUGAAGAUGGCUGGAAGUUGAAAGUAAUUAUAUAUCAGUAUGACUACUAUAUGCCUAACUACUAGAUAAAGUUACUGUAUUUAUCAGAAGCUAAUAUAGCACAUGUGGGAUUUUUUUUUCCCCUAGUCUGAAACUGUCAAUCUCCACUUGAUCCUUGGUUAGCAGUGGGGCAGUAAGCCUUUCAGAUCUUGGGCAAAUAAAAAGGAAGGGCUGAGUAUUUGGAGGAAUAUCAGGUUUACAAUUUAGUAUCCUGUAAGAAAUGUUGCAUUUGUGGUUUAGGAGCUUUGAAGGUGAGAAGGUUUUACUGGCAAAGAUUUCAAGCAGGAAAGGACAGCCCUUCCCUAUGACACCACCAUAAUGAAUGUGAAUUGGUUGCCCUUGGAAUUUCAUUACUGUAUGUUUUCAGUGUCCAGUGCAAAGAAUUCAAAUGUGUCCACGCAGCCUAACUGAGGGUCAGUUCUGGCAAACUUUGAGUACUGUGGCUGACCUCUGCAGAAGGCUUGUAAGAACAAGACUUUCAGCAUAAGAGGGAAAGUAAAUUUCUGUGAUAGUUAAAUGGAUCUAAGACUUACAGAAUAAUAUAAAAGAAUUCAGAAUAUCUUUUAAAGGUGGGGUUGGUAUUUUCUGUGCUUGUCAUCUUUUCUAAGACUUAUUGAAACAAUUUCUUACAUUUGGGAAAUACAUCUGUAGGAUUCUUUUUACUUUAGUCUCUAUCUGUCUGAACCACUGCAUUGGCUAUGAUUAUUAACUUCAUGGCUCUGCAUGUGAGAGGGUCUUAAAUAUUCUCUCGUAAAAGGAAUAAUAGUAAUUUAAAAAGCCUUGAGUGUGUUUUAUUUUAACCAAAGUCUAUUGGUCUGUUGUCAGUAUUUCACCCCUUAGUAUAAUCCAAAGUCCUGCUUAAUAGUGUUUCACAUUUUCAUUCUUCUUUCCAACAGUGCUGCAGUCCAGAUACUCUGAGAAGUACUUAAUAUAAUGUAAUAUGCCUUGUAGAGGAAAUUCAGUUGAGAACAGAAUUUUCAGUUGCCAUUUUGUUUGAUUGAAGAGGUUUCAGAGUUAAAUGCUAGAUCCUAUGACAGAAGGCUAGAAGGAACAUCAAGCUGCUAGCUGCUCAUAGACAAACAUGUCUGAUAAUACUUUUGUAAGCAUAUCAAGGUCCCUUUAAAGUUAGUUUGAGUGCUGUGCAUAAAAGACCUAUCUCCUCUGAGGGCUAGACACUAUUUUCCAAGCUGAAUUUAUUCUUGGCUUGAUUAAAACCAUUUGCUCCUGAGCCAAAAUUGUGCUCUAGCUAUAUUGGCUCACUGGUUCCUGAGGCAUGCUUACCUCCAAUGGAAAGCAACUAAGAGAGGGAAGAGCUAAUAAAGGUAUAGAUGAAGGACCCUAUGAGUUCCACUGGAAUUCCAUAAUGAUCUAUAUUCUGCACAUCCAUGUGGCAUGAAAACUCUUCAGGGCUGUCUCACUUUCAAAAAGCUAAAGACCUGCAGCUCCACAGGGCUGACCCAAGACAAAGACAAAAGCAGUUCUUCCUACAUAAUCUGAAAGUACUGAAAUUUCUCAUUUCAGUGCAUGAUUUGGGGCUUGGCAUGUCUGAAAACCAGUCCUUUGCAAUCCUUUGCAAACUGUUUACAUCUCUCUUCUUCUUAUCAGCCUGCUCCUUUAUAAAAACUGUGUUCUAGUAGAUAAAAACUUCACUUGCCAUGUGACAAAGGGCAUAAUCUAUCUGACAUAGGGUAGCUGAAAUUUUAAAUACUUAAGCCACAACUAAUAAGGUUUAAUGAAAUAGCACCAGUCCUAAUCUGUUCUUUAGAUCAAUUACACAGCAUGUAAUUCCUUCAGUAUCCAGUAUUCAUUUGAAAUGGUUCAUUAACAGCCAUACUAAAGCACAUUAUGGCCUGUUUCUGGUCCCGAUGAACUGGCUUGUAAGAAGAAUUUCAAUAGAAGCUGGAGUCCAGAGGGAGUUUGACAUAUUAUUAUUCAGUUAGGACACAAAUACAUUUGGUUUUUUUGUGAAUGGCUUUGCAAGGAAGAAUAAGUAUCAGAAUUCCCUCAACUGCAAAUGUUUUUAGCAAUGAAGAUGUUCCAUUUUUGACUGCUGCUAUUUUGACUAACUGCUACUUACUGCUAAUAAAAGCCAAUCCUGAGGUCGUGGUACAGAUAAAAGGUGGUAUUGCAAUUUAGAAAAACUAGCUAACAAUCUGGAUAGAAACUAAGGAAUGCUUAUGUCUUCACAUGUCUGCACAUCUAUAUGCCACCAAAAUAGACUUAAUACUAUGUUAUCUCUGGAAGGAAUCAUGAAUUUUAUGCAUUCUUGUACUGCUUCAUUAGGAAUAUGUAUUCGAGAGACUAUCAUAACGUGUACCUCUAAAUCUUAGUUUGUUGACACCAUUUUUUUUCCCAGUGACAUUAGUGGACAUAAGGUGAGAGCUGUAAUUACUGGAUGCAUGGAAAAUAUAUUAAUUGGCAUCAUGAUCUAAUGAAGUAUGUGCAUCAUGCAUUUAUAGCUUCUUGUGUGGUAACAAGGAGAAUCAUGAAAUACUAAUGCAGUGUGUGCAUCCUCCUAGAAAUGGAGUCUACCUACCUAGUGAAGUAAGGGAACUCAAGGAUUAGACACUGUAACUAUAUAGCUAACAACAGUGAAUUUGGCAUAAAGCACAUUAAUAUUUAUGUCACCUAGAAAUAUUCUAGAAAAUGUAAUGAAUUGGCUUCAGGUUCUAUCUUAAUAGUCACCCUAUUUUACUCUGGUAACUGUUGAAAAUAUCUUGUCCGUAUAAAGGACUGGAAUGCUUAUGCUGUAUGAAGAUUUUUAGCUGUCUCUACAAUGCGCCAGCAGUGGCAUUAGAAAAGAGAUUAACGAUGACACCUUUAGCACAUUGUAAUGGAUUUUAGAAUGGUUUCACAAAAUAUAUUGACUUACAUUACAAAAGUGUUAAUAAUACAGAACUUUAGGUAUUGCGCUCAUGGGUUGCCCUAAGUCAAAACAAUACGUUUGCCUGGGAAUAUUUACUUAUAAAUAUCCCAUUGAAGCAAUAUAUGCCAAACCGGUUUUGAAGGAGAAAAUUUCUGUAUCUGGAGUUUUCUUCAGACUUGUAGAAGCACUCACUGCUUUUCAUAGGGUUACCAUUUUCUAUUGGCCAACAAAAGGUAUCACCUGAUUUUUAGACUCUUUGUAAUAAGUUUGAUUUAAAAAAAUUAACGCAGCAACUGCAAGGCAAGUUGUGACUGCAGAUCAUUUUUCAUUAUGUGUCACAUCAAUAAAUCAGUUUGUAUUUACACUUGAAAAGUUAAUAAAUUACUAUGCAUUUUACUGCUGACAUGAGCUGUAUUUUUUAUUAUUGUACAUUUGGACACCUUAUAUUAAAUUCAAAGUUGGCACACAAAAAAAACUAGAAAAGCAAACUGUAUAUUUAAAAUUACAUUCUGUGUAUACAUUUUAAAAUAUGAAUUGCAUAUAAUGAAUUCUGAAAGGUAGUCAACCCAUUUUUGAGUUGAGCACCGCACACCAGAUUGCGAGCUGUUCUAAAGGGGACAAGCUCUGAGCAUGUCAAGGAGAUGCAUCACCACACACUCACUAGAGACUUGGCCCUGGAAAGUGCACAUCCAAAGCUAGACUGGUAACAGUACAGACUAUAAUUGCAUUGUGACUGCUAGACCUCAGGGAAGACUUGUCUUGCAACCCCAGUACAAAGGCAUACUUACAUAAUGCUUGCAGGUGCCAAUCCACAGAGCAAUACAAGCUAAGUUCUUGCAUGGUCCCUCAGGACAAGUAAGUGCUCCACAAGAAGAAUUCAAACACAGAUUUUAAAAAUCCCCAUAAAAAAUUUCUGACCUUGCAAUCAGCAUUUCUGAAAUCAUUGAACCCUGGGGAAAAAUAUGCUGUUGAACCACAGAAUAGGACAGAAAGCUCCUGAUGAAAGUCUUCUCUUUGUAGGAGUCUUGCACUGGAGCGAUAUUUUACUAAUUGAAAUGUGUAAGAGUACAGUUGAUUGGUCAUUGAUGCUUUACUGUUCUAAAGAGCACUCCCAAAACCAAAGAAACAGAACAACCUAUACUUCCUGAAUUGCAUAGUUUAGCACAAAGGACUGAAGGAUUGAUCCCACAUCCCAUGACCUGACCUAUAGCAAGACAGAGUCCAGAUUUGCAGAUGCUAUAAAAUGACAUUGCUCUGCUGAAGCCCAUGAAAGUUGCAGGAACUUUAGUAAUUUCUACCAUCUAUAGACCUGCUCUGUUUCAAUAAUAGUGCUAUUGACUUGAUUUUUUUUUCUGCUUCAGAAGUCAUUUUCAUCUGCCCAAAGGGAAUAGAAAGAGGAUAUGAAGUGCUUAUGAACUCCCUGCCAUACUGUCACACUUCUGACAGGGGUCUGUGCAGCCCAGCACCUUGUCUCUGACAACAGUCCAUAAUUAAUGUUUAGAAGAAUGGAAUAGGAAACAGGGAAAAUGUAGAAUGAUCUUAUCAUCACAUACCUCCCCCUAAUUUCCAGCAGGUAAGGACUUCCCAGGCCAGAGGCUCUACACCAGCCACUAGAUUUAAUAACUACUUUGGGCCUAGCCUGUAUGUAUCUACUCCCCUUACAUUUCUGGAUGUCAAAACAUCCUCUUGUAAUAAAUACUGCAAUUGCUGUGUAAGACAGUAUCUCUACUUUAAAAUCUGCUGCCAAUUCAUUCUAUAGGCUGCCCUGUUGUUCUUGAAUGGUGAAAAACUGAGUAACUGCUGCCAACUAAUUUUUUUCACAGCAUUCUUAGUUUGACCUCUGUCAUCCCCUCCUAAAUAAAUUUAAGAAUUGGUUGGGUGUCACACUUAUUUUGUAUCACUAGCAAACAAGUUUGUAAAAGUGCAUGCAAAUACUCUGUGUCAUAUACUGGAUUGGGUGAUAGCACAGUAACAACUGAUCAGAUCCUUGAACUCCUCAGCACUGAAAGACAUGCAUUACUUGUUUUAACAUUGAUUUUGUAUCUCAGACUGCUUCUACUCUAUUUGUGUAUGCCCAAAGUCUGCAAUUUGUGAUGAGCAGACUGAAGAGCACAGCGCAGCUGGGAAACCAUCUGAUACCUUCUUCCCUUCUGCUAGAAACGAGAGGAAGAAUUCCCUGCCCUGCUUCUGCCGCUGCGAGGGCCCACCCAUGGGUUAUAUUUGCGACUGGGCUGAGGAAAUGUUUCCAUGUUCCUGACUCAAACGCAUGCCUCCGCUUCAGUCUAACUAACUGGGUAAGACCUGAGCACAUGAGCUUUCCCUCUUCUGAUUUCUACAAGGACAUCUGACUGCACAAGUCAAAGAGCAGCUGUUAAGUGAUGCCCUGAUUUAUCCAGAGGAAGCACAGCUGGCUAUAGCCUCCAGGUGGGCAAUAUUACAGGCAGCCUCAGAAGGAACAGCCUUGCUCAGACUUGGCAAACUUACUUAGCUCCUACAUCUCUGAGAGCAGCCUUUUUGGGGAUGAGAUAUUCUUCAUAAACUCCCACUGAGGACUCUGCGGGAAAGACUGCUCUGUUGCUAGCAAGGCUAUUCUGUGGAUUUAAUUUCCUAUUAUAAUCAAUUCAGCAUUUCUUUGAAGGAAAAAUGUCACCUUUAAAAGGUACCGUUGUGCUUCUUAGAAUGAAUGGUCUGUAAAGAAUACCAAGUAAAAUUAGA
Messenger RNA from Dromaius novaehollandiae (emu), 9946 nucleotides. It is a transcript of the gene GALNT9, whose product is annotated as polypeptide N-acetylgalactosaminyltransferase 9. Lineage: Eukaryota; Metazoa; Chordata; Aves; Casuariiformes; Dromaiidae. The transcript is spliced from 12 exons. Gene Ontology annotation, molecular function: polypeptide N-acetylgalactosaminyltransferase activity. The record is from RefSeq and is a predicted model, not a curated record. Gene Ontology annotation, biological process: protein O-linked glycosylation. Gene Ontology annotation, cellular component: Golgi apparatus. Bases 315 to 1874 code for a protein of 519 amino acids.